GCAGUGUCAGGAGGGGACAGCAAGUUCAGCUGGCAAUGAAGGGACAUCUCUCCACUCAGCUGCUUUGGUUUCUCCUCUUUCUUCGGGACACCAUGGGUGCUGAUGAGCUGAGGCUGGUGAAUGGAAGCAGCCCCUGUGCCGGGAGAGUGGAGGUUAAACACCAGGAGCAGUGGGGGACAGUGUGUGAUGAUGUCUGGAACAUGGCAGCUGCUGGGGUUGUCUGUAAGCAGUUGGGAUGUGGAGUUGCUCUCAGUGCCCAUGUGAAUGCUCAUUUUGGAGAAGGAUCUGGACAGAUAUGGCUGGAUAACACUGUCUGUCGUGGUAAUGAGUCUGCUGUCUGGGCAUGCGAACACAACAGUUGGGGUGAUCAUAACUGCCAACAUAUAGAGGAUGCUGGAGUGACCUGUUCAGGACGCCUUGAGCCCCAGCUGAUUGGAGGGAACACUGCCUGCUCAGGACGUGUUGAAAUAAGACACGGAGACACAUGGACCACAGUCUGUGAUUCACACUUAGACCUCAAAGCUGCCAGUGUUAUCUGUAAAGAAUUAGAAUGUGGAACAGUUGUAUCCACCCCAGAAGGAGCACACUUCAGCGAAGGUUAUGGGUCAAUCUGGUCUGAGAAGAUACAUUGCAUGGGGAAUGAAACACGCCUUGCGUACUGUUCCAGAGCACUGCAUCCUAAUGAGACAUGUUCACACGCGAGUGAUGCCAGCGUUGUAUGCUCGGGGUACGCUGGGUACAGGCUGGCAAACGGCAGCACACGGUGUUCGGGGAGAGUGGAGCUUUUCCACGGAGGCACCUGGGGAACCCUCUGUGACUCCCAGUGGGAUUUGCAGGCUGCCCACACCCUCUGCCAGCAGCUUAACUGUGGAUUCGCCAUGUUGAUGCCAGCAGGGCAGCUCUUUGGCACAGGAAAUGGGCCUGUCUGGAACGGCACGUUUGGCUGUGAGAGAAACGAAUCUCGCCUGAGGGACUGUCCUGUUACUGCAUUAGGCACCACUGAGUGUCCCCCUGGGAGCGAAGCCAGCGUGGUGUGUUCAGGGUGCUCGGAUGGCAGAUUAGUGAACGGCACCGAGUGCUCUGGGAGAGUAGAGAUCCGACAUGGAGACACAUGGGGAAGCCUCUGUGCCUCCCACUGGGAUUUGCAAGAUGCCAACGUCCUCUGCCAUCAGCUUAACUGUGGAUAUGCCAAGUCGAUCCAGGGAGGAGCCCAUUUUGGAGAAGGGAACGGAACUGUAUGGAGCGACACUUUUCAUUGUGAAGGAACUGAAUCCUGCCUGUGGGAUUGUUCUCGCAUGGCCCUGGGCAACCCCACCUGCUCCCCCAGAGACACAGCCAGGGUUAUUUGCUCAGGUUGUUCUGAGUCACUCAGGCUGUUGAAUGGAGAGAGCCAGUGUGAUGGCAGAGUUGAGAUUUCCCUCCAUGGUGUGUGGGGCAGAGUGCUGGAUGACCAGUGGGACUUGAACGAUGCCGGCGUGGUGUGCAGGCAGCUCCAGUGCGGGGUCGCUGAGAAAGCUUAUAACCCUCCUAAGUCUGAGAGAGGAAAGGGCCCUGUGAGGCUGAGAAGGGUCCAGUGUGCAGGAAAUGAGACUCGUCUGACUCUCUGUGACAACUCCACAUCUGAGACAGCCCAGGCAGGAAUUGCUGAGGACGUCGGUGUAAUUUGUUCAGGAAGUAGGCGGAUCAGAUUGGUGAACGGGACAGGUCGCUGUGCCGGGAGAGUGGAGAUUUAUUACAGUGGCAGCUGGGGGACAGUCUGUGAUGAUUUCUGGGAUCUGUCAGACUCCAAUGUCAUUUGCAAACAAUUGGGAUGUGGACAUGCCAUCAAUGCAACUAUCUCCGCUCAUUAUGGGCAAGGAUCCGGGGAGAUCUGGCUGGACGAUGUGAAUUGCUCUGGGAAUGAAUCCGAUCUCUGGUCAUGUCCUUCCAGGGGCUGGGGCCAGCACAACUGCAGACACAAAGAGGACGCAGGAGUUCUCUGCUCAGAUUUCACAGAUCUGAGGCUGGUGAGCGACAGUGACUGUGCUGGGCGACUGGAAGUUUUCUAUAAUGGGACGUGGGGAAGUGUUUGCACCAAUCAGAUGUCUGGAGACACCCCAGCAAUUGUCUGCAAACAGCUGAACUGUGGAAAUGGAGGGCAGAUUGCAAGAGACUUUGAAUAUGGAGCAGGUUCUGGUCCCACGUGGCUGGACCAUGUUGCAUGCAGUAAGCAACACAGCUCCCUCUGGGAGUGCCCGUCAGAGCCCUGGGAUCCAAUGUCAUGUGAUAACCGAGCAGAAGAGACCCAUAUUUCUUGCAGUGGUGUGACAGAGAGGACAGAUUCACUGACUAGAACAGCUCCCCCACGCCGCCCUCUGACUGACAAUGAGAGAGUCACAGUGCCCAUGAUCGUCUGCAUUAUCCUGGGGGCCCUGCUCUGCCUGGUCUUAAUCAUCCUGGGGGCACAAGUGCAAAGUGCCAGGGCACAGCGCAGAGCUUCCAGAAGAUCCCUGGACCCUUUCUCUGAGGCGGUGUACGAGGAGAUUGAUUAUAACCUGAUAAGAAAGAAGCAGAUGUUCGGUCUCUCAGAUGAUUCAGUGACGAAGCUGCAGUAUUACACCGGGGAUAGUGAGGGGGAAAAUGAUCCUGCAUCAGAACAAGAAGGAUCUUUCCUUGGUAGUUCUCAGUUGGAUUACAAUAAUGUGGAGGAACCUGCACCAAGCGACAUCCCCCAGACUCGAGAUGGUCAAGAGGUUCCUGCCAGGUCUGGAGGUGCCCCAUGCGAUGGUUAUGAUGAUGCCAGAGAAGUCUCUAACACUGAAGAUGACCCUGCUUCUGGACCGAGUGCCCAGGAAGUCACUGUGGCCCAUGGGGACAGCGACAGGAACAGAGAUGAUCAGACUGGCUGGAAUCUGCACUCGCUAAGAAGUGAACGAGCAUCUGGGGCUGAGAGGGAUGCCCUGUCCCCACCUCCUCAUGACCAAGGUUAUGAUGAUGUUGAUGAUGGCAUCUUUGGGACAUGAAUAUCAGAACGGUUGGGUUCAGAUCAAAUAUCCUGUGAGGAUGUACAUGCUGUAUGGUUAGACUCUUCCUGUCCCAAAUGUUCAUUCACCCACCGGAGUAUCAGAGAAAAUCCCUGCCUGGGAACUACUUGAAUCAGCUUUUUUUUUUUUAUUGCAGUUUGUUUAGAUGCAAGAAAUGUAAGUGUGAUUGAGACAGGGGUUGUCAUUGUCCCCUGUAACUUCCCAUUAAUCAGACAGUCUGGAACUUCCCUGCUUUUGUGUUCCUAACAUUUCUUCAUUGUGAAUUUUUGCUUUUUCUUAUUAAACCCUUUUUGAAAAACUGUUCCAGGGCUGAUGUUUCUCUCUUGAUGUCUGUUGGGUGGCUCCAUGAGGACCAACAGGGAGAGAGAUGGAGACUGAAUCACCAAAAAGUAAUAAUGUUAAAAUGUCACUUUUCUGGUAUCACCGGCUCCAGGAUGGGGCACUGCACUGAGAGUGAAUGUUCUAUCACGGAUGUGGUAACAGUGAGAAACCCAGAAACAAAAUAUUCCUGACACCAGAGAGGGCCCCUAACCACCAAUCCAGAUUCUCCUCUGAAAUCCAGGAGGAUAAAUGGGAGGUUAUUUACAGGUAUCUUAAUACAUGCAUGCACAUACAUAAUUAGUGAAAAGAGGCUCCUAACCUCUUCUCUGCCCUACAAAUUCUGAUACUACGCCCAUCACUGUGGCACUAGAGCAUCUUACAGAGGUGUAUUAAGUGACAUGAUUUUUCUUCCAUCACAUGUGGUUCAUUCUUCAUCCUUCUCCCUGGGGAAAGUGCAUAUGGAUUCUUAUGGAGGGUUAUUUGUGGUUUUAUUGUAAGCUCAUAGCAGAUCAUACACUAGCGAAGGCAGGUUUUAGGAGGUCAUUUUCAAGUGAAACAGAAAGAGGGUUCAGGUGAUUUGUGACCCAGUGGCAGUUGGGUCUA
Messenger RNA from Chelonoidis abingdonii (Abingdon island giant tortoise), 3947 nucleotides. The record is from RefSeq and is a predicted model, not a curated record. Lineage: Eukaryota; Metazoa; Chordata; Testudines; Testudinidae.